AUGAUAGCUAUCAACAGAACCAAUUUUCAUCCGACCAGCUUUUUUCUCCUUGGAAUCCCAGGACUAGAGGCUGCUCACAUCUGGAUAUCUAUUCCUUUCUGCCUGGUGUAUAUAUUGGCUGUGGUGGGGAACUGUACCCUUCUUUUCAUUAUUAAAACUGAUCCUAGCCUGCAUGAACCUAUGUUUCUAUUCCUUUCCAUGCUCUCUGUGGCAGAUUUGAUGCUUACAACCACCACCAUGCCAAAAAUGCUCAGUCUCUUCUGGUUUAAUGAUGGAGAAAUUCGUUUUGAAGCCUGCCUCACCCAAGUAUUUCUCAUACAUGCUCUGUCCAAUAUGGAAUCUGGGAUCAUAUUGGCCAUGGCUUUUGACCGCUAUGUGGCUAUAUGCAACCCACUUAGACAUUCAACCAUUUUGACCAUUACUGUUAUUCAGGUCCUAGGACUGGCUAUCCUUCUCCGUGGAAUUGUGCUGCUCGGUCCUCAUCCAUUCAUGCUUAGGUGGCUUCCCUACUGUAGGACUAAUAUCAUCCCUCACACCUACUGUGAGUUCAUGGGAUUGAUUAAGCUGGCCUGUGCCCCAACCAAGAUCCCUAGAGCUUACAGUCUAUUUGUUGCUUUCAUUACAGGUGGGCUAGACUUCAUACUGAUUAUCUGUUCCUAUGUCCUCAUUCUCCGUACUGUGUUUCAUCUACCUUCCAGUGAAGCCAGAAUUAAGACAUUAAGCACCUGUGGCUCUCAUGUGUGGGUCAUAUUGAUUUCUUAUACCCCUGCCUACUUUUCCUUUCUCACUCAUAGGUUUGGACACCAUAUCGCUCCUUCUAUUCAUAUUUUUGUGGCCAAUAUCUAUGUCCUUGUUCCACCCAUGGUGAACCCCAUCAUCUAUGGGGUCAAAACUAAACAGAUACGGGAGAGGUUUCUCAAAUUUUUCACAGGUUAA
Messenger RNA from Vombatus ursinus (common wombat), 936 nucleotides. Its product is annotated as olfactory receptor 52E4-like. The record is from RefSeq and is a predicted model, not a curated record. Gene Ontology annotation, molecular function: olfactory receptor activity; G protein-coupled receptor activity. Gene Ontology annotation, cellular component: membrane. The transcript has a single exon. Lineage: Eukaryota; Metazoa; Chordata; Mammalia; Diprotodontia; Vombatidae. Gene Ontology annotation, biological process: G protein-coupled receptor signaling pathway. The coding region runs from base 1 to 936 and encodes 311 amino acids.